AAAAACAAAAACAAACAAAAUUCAUUUUUUUCACGUAUAUCUACACACACAUAUGUAACGAAUCAAAAUAAAUUCAUUUUUUCUUUUUUUUUUGGUGUUUACAAAAUAAAAAACUAAAAAAAAGUGUAUUCGUUGGGGGAUAUGGAUACAAUUGUGGAUCAACAAAUUUGUUUACGAUGGAAUAAUUUUCAAUCAAAUAUUACUGCACAAUUUGGAACGUUGCGUGAUCAUGAGGAUUUUGUUGAUGUGACAAUUGCGUGUGGGGGUCGUCGGUUUGAGGCACAUAAAGUUGUACUUUCAGCUUGCAGUCCAUUUUUCAAAGAGCUGUUUAAAAGUAAUCCAUGCCCACAUCCAAUAAUAUUUAUGAGAGAUGUGGAACCCAAACACAUUCAAGCUCUGCUAGAAUUUAUGUAUGCAGGCGAAGUACAAGUGGCCCAAGCGCAUCUCGCCGGAUUUUUACGUACAGCUGAAUCACUACAAAUCCGUGGGUUAACCGAUGCAUCAAAUGGACACAAAAUUGAAAAUAAGAAUCAUUCUACAAAUGAAUAUGAAACUAGUCAACAAUUUUCAUCGAAAAAACACGAAGCAACAUCCCCACAACAAUUUGCAAAAGAUAACAGCGAAACUAAUCGAAAAUCUAAUUUUGAAGAAGUCACACAAAAUUUAUUUAAUUCAUCCCCCGAGCCAACAACCAUACCCUCCAACGAAACACAAAUCAACGGAAGUCAUUCAGAACUACAAAAUUCAACACAAGAAACACGGAAACAUCCAUAUACAGAAGCAAACCCUAGUCAAAUAUCGUCGUCAGCUGCUAAACGUCCAUGUAAAGAUAUGAAAUCAGGAUCCGUAAGUCCAAGUCAAUAUGUGAUACAUCCAACGGAUUUACAUUCAGAAUUAGAUCUAGCCACGGAUAUGAUUGAACCAAAAACUGAACCAGAUUAUGGAAGCGAUGACGAUGAACGAACCGGUUUAGAUGAAUCAAUUUUAGGGUUUGAUGAUGCUGCAGAUAUUGGAAAUGCUUUUGGUGGUACUUCAGGCGAUAUGGAAAUGAUGUCGGUUGCCAGUAAUGCAGAUUUAUCGCAAGAUUCAAAUCAAGGAAUUCAUUCAACCAGAACGAAGGGCUCAGACAAUUUAGGGCGUCACCAUUCACUUGAAGAUUCUUGGUUACCCUUAGCGUUGGACAUGUCUGGUGGUGGUGUAAACGCUGCAACAAAAAUGGUUGAGGCAGCUGCUAAUCAUGCCGAAAUGCUAACUCAUUUAGCCGCUUCCAAUUGGCGUACACCUUUAACACACUCUGCGUUACAUAACCACCGUCCAAAAUCAAGUGGUGUGGUAAAAUUAGGAGAAGGUAUUGAAAUUUGUGAAGAACAAUUACGUGGAGUUAAAUGGGGUGAUUACCGUAAAUUAACGCGCGGUCUUGCAACCAUUUUGUUCAGUCCAAUGGAAUUAGCUACAUGUUCUGUUACUGGACAACGUUGGAGUCGUGCCGGAACCGGAGAACGUCCGGUUAAACCUGCAUUAGAUCGAGCCAAAGUGCAAGCGAUUAUAUCUUACGUCGCAACAAGAUUUCCAAUGGUAGAAAUAAGUCGAAUCAAACAAGUACUGGCUUAUAAAUGUAAAGAAAAUUCAACUGCAUUCAAAAUGAAGGCAAUAAGAUUCUUUGGCGAUCAGCAUAUUCGAUCACCAGAAGAUCUCCAUUAAAUAUUCACAGGGGAAUUUUACAGAAUUAUUACUUAUUUUCAAAAAAAAGAAUUAUAUUUUCAAUAAUAUAUAAUAUGUAACAGUGUAGCAUAGACUGAAUCAAAAAUUUUGUUUCGAUGUUUUGUAGUGAUGCUUUUGAAAAAUUUCAGGAUAAAGAAGGCUGCAAAUUUAUGUUAUUUUUAUGUUGUAAUUAUAGGAUUGCCACCUUCCCAAAUUUGAUUGGAAGACUCGAAAUCGUGUAAUUUCACCAGACUCGAUCCAUCAAUGUAAAUUCUUCAGAGUUCAGUAAAUAAAGAUUUUCUUUUGGUUUCAUAUUCAGGGAAAUUCAACAAUUCUGAGCAGCUUUUAUUUUAAAUUACUUGAAGCAUAUUUAUUUAAAUAUUUAAUUAUGGAAAAAUUGAGUACACAAAACAUAAAAAAAUAUCGAACAGUAUUAUAAUUCAGUGGUAUAAGUAAAUUAAUUUCACUAUCUCCCGACUGUCUGGUUUAUCUCCAGACCUCCCGGAACUUUGAGGUGGCAACCCUAGUUGUAAUAAAGUUGAAAUACAACUGACUGUCUUCAAAAGUGUAGUCAAAGUUAAAGGCGUAGUAUUUGACAAUUACUAUCAGAAAGACUGAAAAUUUGUGAGGCUAUUUUCAAGAUUGUGUCUAACAAUUUAUGACUCUACCAAAAUUUUCUUAGCCGAGAAUUUCUCUUUCAAUUGCGGUAAACCUUAAGCGGUCAAAUAACAAGCAUGGCGCUAGAUCUAUGAAUAUAAUUCAUUAAAGAAAACGAAUUUAUGAGCACCCAGUUGGAAAUAUUUCUCUGAAAAAUAUCAUUUAUUAAUAAAAUAAUUUUUUGGUAAUACAAUGACAUAUCUUGAAUACAUAUGCAACGAUGCCAAGCAUAAAAUAAGAAUAUUAAAUUUCAUACAUUUUGUG
Chrysoperla carnea is the source of this 2622-nucleotide messenger RNA. RefSeq names its product longitudinals lacking protein, isoforms H/M/V-like. Gene Ontology annotation, molecular function: DNA binding; protein binding. Gene Ontology annotation, cellular component: nucleus. Gene Ontology annotation, biological process: regulation of transcription by RNA polymerase II. NCBI's taxonomy places the organism in Eukaryota, Metazoa, Arthropoda, Insecta, Neuroptera, Chrysopidae. The transcript has 8 exons. Bases 142 to 1701 code for a protein of 519 amino acids. The record is from RefSeq and is a predicted model, not a curated record.